UCCUCUUGCUUUGUUGAUGUUUCACUUUGUUUUAAUUCCCGGCUCCCAAGAUGGAGGCGGCGCUGGGGCCACGCGAGUUCCUUUGCCUGAUCCCGGGAUUCCUUCUCCUGAUGCCCUCCUGUCUGGCCGGCCCGGGGCCUACAGCCGAUUUCUCCCAGCUCGUUAGCCAGGAAAGUAUCAAGAUUAAAGUCACUAUGUUGGAAAACAAUGGGGAUGUUCAGGAAGGACAGGUUGUUCUUAAUAUCACCUAUGUGAACAGUCAGGUGUAUGUAAAUGACUUUCCGCUGAAGAGUGGAGUUGCCCGGAUAAAGUGUCAGACUUUAAUUUUGGAGAAUAGGAACUCAGACACCCUACAGGAUGAGAAGCGAUUCGGAAUUGUCAGUGUUCGCAUUAUGGUCCAUGAGUGGCCAAUGGCAUCUAGCUCCAACUUACAUUUGAUUGUUGUUCAGGAGGAAGUGACAGAAAUUGAUGGAAAGCAGGUUCAUCAAGACGAAGUGACUGAAAUAGACAUCUUGGUAAAGGACUCAAGAGUCCUUAGGCACUCAAAUUACACUGUUCCUUUGAAGGAAAGCAUGCUGUAUUCCAUCCCCAGAGACAACGAUAUCUUAUUCACACUUCCGAACAUUGCAGGAAAAGAUAUUGAAAGUCCACUACAAACAACCAGUCACUACCUUCUCAGACAAGUAGAAACUACAGUGGAUGAAGAAACAAUGCCUGGCAAGUUGCCAGAGACUCCUCUCAGAACAGAGCCUCCAUCCUCUUAUAAGGUGAUGUGUCAGUGGGUGGAAGACUUGAGAAAAGAGCUCUGCAGGUUCUGGCUCCAGUCCUUUCCAGUGUUCUUCAGUUUCAUGGAGGUCAUUGUGGUUGGAGUAAUUGGGGCAGCUCUAAUCAUAAAAGUCUUAAAAGUGUUUUGCCCCUCAUGUGAACCUAGGGGAGUCCUUCAGCUUGAUGUCAAUAUCAUACCUGUGGUUGCGAUCAGUUUACUUCCAGAUAUUCAAGAGAAGACAGAUUAUAUAGAAGGAAAAUGUAUUUAAACACGUUUACCAUAAUUGUAUGAAUUUGUUGAUAUUUGGUACUUGAUUCUCAAUUCUUAAUAUAUUGUGUACCAUUUCCUAUUCAGCCUAUGAACUAUCAAUGUUUUAAAGGACACUUAAGGUUAAGGCCUAAGAGUUCAUCUUGUUUCUCUUCAUUGCAACCACACUAAAACAUUGACAAAAGAAAAAAAAGUAGCAGUUUCCUUACAUAAGGACUUGUAAGUUCUAACUUCUAUGAAGUAAUUUCCCCAUCUCCUCAUAUAGCUGUAGUUAUCUUCACUACACUGGUUGCAUGAACCUGCCAUGCUAAUCUAAAUAACUGCUACUUUGAAAUAUCCUGAGAGAUUUCAAUAAGAAAUGUUUCCAUGUAAGCAUGAUUAAGAUUGCAACCUUAAGCUCCACAGAGCAAUGAAAAUAUAAGUGAUUAGUCCCCAGCAACAUGGAACAGCAUGGACAGGAUUAUACACACCCAUGACAAAAAGAAAGCUACUUUAGGCCUACUGUCCUUAAGUGUGCCUUAUGGGAGAGGUCAAGGAGGAAGAGAACUUUCAUACUGCUCUUAAAACAAAUGCAGUAUUGGUGCAGUGCUUUUUUUGGUGCACAAAAGGCAAUCUGACAUUACAAGCACUUUAUUCAGUCAUUUAAGAUAAGGCCUCUCCCCACUAAAAGUUCUGUUUUGUAAAACUGUGCUUCUCAAAGUUGCAGUACAGUAUAAACGUCUCUUACCCAAGAGGACAAAAUGUCUUUAAGAUGCUGAUUUAUUAAGAGCCGUUUUGCAUACAUAUUUGUAUGAUCAUAACUUUACAAUAAAUCUUUACCUGUUGAGAGAAA
Molecule: messenger RNA, 1865 nt
Organism: Rhineura floridana
Lineage: Eukaryota; Metazoa; Chordata; Lepidosauria; Squamata; Rhineuridae
Gene: GINM1
Product: glycosylated integral membrane protein 1
Exons: 8
Coding region: 51-1034 (327 amino acids)
Source: RefSeq, a predicted model, not a curated record